Molecule: messenger RNA, 1292 nt
Organism: Cyclopterus lumpus (lumpfish)
Lineage: Eukaryota; Metazoa; Chordata; Actinopteri; Perciformes; Cyclopteridae
Product: proline-rich protein 5-like
Exons: 13
Coding region: 222-1292 (356 amino acids)
Biological process (GO): TORC2 signaling
Cellular component (GO): TORC2 complex
Source: RefSeq, a predicted model, not a curated record
CUGCAGCCUGUUGAGUCAAAGAGUCGAUGAAGAGACUCAGAGCGGUCACAACACGCACACUGUUUGUUGUUUGUUUGUUUGUUUGUUUGUUUGUUGUUUGUUUGUUGUUUCCGCUUCCUGGAGCUCUGAGCUGCGUUUCUACACGUUGUGGUUUCGCAGUCUUGAGGGACGAGGUCUUUAUUCAUCCGGACUGAAGCGGGUCUGCGGAGCGGCCAAGGUGCAUGAUGGGAUCUUUCCGGCGUCCCAGGGCUCGGUUCAUGAGUUCCCCGGUUCUGUCCGACCUUGCCCGGUUCUACGCCAGCUCGCCGUCACUGCAAAUCUCCAACGCCAGGGUGUGGAACAGUGUCCAGUCAGCUGUGAUCAAAGUGUUCCAGGGUGGAGCGCUGCAGACGAACGAGCUGUACACGCUGAACGAGAGCAUCAGGUGGCUCCUUAAAACGGAGAUGGGGUCCUUCAUCACAGACUACUUCCAGAACCAGCUGCUGACCCGAGGUCUGUCUGAAGUCCUGGAUCAGGUCCUUCUUCACUCCGGUGACGACCGGCUUGCAGUCCUCGCCAACAUGUGGAACAGGGUCUUCACCGAGAUCCUGCCGACCCUGCAGGCCAUCUUCUACCCGGUCCAGGGUCAGGAGCUGUCAGUGAGGCAGAUGACCCUGUUGGCCUUCAGAGACCUGGUGCUGUUGAAGCUCCACCUGGAGGACACCCUGGGUACUGCAGCCUCCAUCCCUCCACCUGUUACUCAGAUGCUGCUGGUGCUGCAGGGUCUCCACCAGUGCGGUUCUCCCAGUCUGGAAUCCUCCCAGUUGGAGAACCUGCUGGAGGUCGUUGUGUCUCCGUAUCUCAGCGACGUUCUGCAGGACGGGAACCAGCUGCUGCUCGCGCCUCGCCACCGCUUCCGCCCAGAAGUGUCCGUCACGCAGCACCACGCCUCCUCCUCCGACUCCUCCUCGCUGUCCCCGCUGGUGGAGCAGGAGGGCGAGGCCUACCUGGAGAGGUCCGGCGGCGUGCGGCGCCACACGGUGGCCAGCGGGCACUCCGACGUCCGGCUGCUGUCGGCGUCCGGCCGGAUGGAGGAGGACGGAGGGGGCGGGACGGUGUCCUCAGACGGUGUCCUCAGACUGUGUGUCCUCAGACUGUGUCCUCAUACCACUGUGUCCUCGGACUGUGUGUCCUCAGACUGUGUCCUUAGACUGUGUCCUCAUACCACGGUGUGUCCUCAGACUGUGUCCUCAGACUGUGUGUCCUCAGACUGUGUGUCCUCAGACUGUGUCCUCAGACCACUGUGUCCUUAG